Molecule: messenger RNA, 2433 nt
Organism: Drosophila innubila
Lineage: Eukaryota; Metazoa; Arthropoda; Insecta; Diptera; Drosophilidae
Product: spermatogenesis-associated protein 5-like protein 1
Exons: 1
Coding region: 43-2229 (728 amino acids)
Molecular function (GO): ATP hydrolysis activity; ATP binding
Source: RefSeq, a predicted model, not a curated record
ACUUUUUCUUGACCGACUGUAGGUUUCUUAUGUUAUUGCGGCAUGUGCUCCAAUUUGUUGAUAUUGCCGCUCAGCCUGCUGGAUAAGAGUGAGCUUGAAACCCAACGUUGUUAUAUCCCCGACAAUCAUGAGGAGAAAGUCAAGAAAGGGUGGUGCAGGUGUGUCUUGGAGGAUGGCAGCUACUCCAUUUGUCGUGUUUCACAACGCGCGGGAAGUGAAACCUGUUGCUUCCUGGACAAUCUUGUGACCUCGCCGGGAUUUACAGCCAACAAUCAGCGUUUAAGUCGCUUUGAAUGCCUCACAUUGAGCGCUGACAUUGAGAAAGUUUCUUGCAUUGUAACCAUCACUGAGCAGCUGCUCCAGCGUCCACAACUCUCUUUGGAGGAUCUGCGCGAGGAUGUGCGCAUCUUUCUGAGGUACCUGAAGCUGGUCCAGGGCUGUCAGGUGCAGCAUGCUCGCCUCCUGGCACUGGGCAUAUCCAGCAUCGAAAUAUGUGGUCAGGUACCUGGAUUGAGAGAAACCAAUUGCUUUGAGCUGAAACCCGAGACGAAGCUGCACAUUGAGGAUGUGCGUCUGGCGACACCCACAGCAUUACCCAGGCUUAAGCACUACCAUUCACAUGGCUUUGAGGCACCUCUGCAGGCACUGGAGAAUCUACUGAGUAGCGUCAAUAAGGAACAGCUACGUGGCUUGCCUUUGAAUGCUCUCCUUGUGGGCGCUGUGGGAUCCGGCAAGAGUUCUCUUCUGGCCGAGUUCCUGCGUCUGCACAGUUGCAAUUGCUUCUACAUCACAGCCUCCCAUGUGUUGCGCUCCUAUCCCGGCGAAACGGAGCAGCAGCUGAGAACGAUAUUUCAAUCGGCGCACACAUUUAAAGAGCGACUGCGUCCAAAGUUACCAAUUGUUAUAUUGCUGGAGGAUCUGGAACUCUUCUGUCCAGCGUCAUCGUCUUCUACCGACACCAAGAACUCUGGCAAUGCAUUGCGCAUCUCGGCACAGCUCUACAGGCUCAUUGAUGAGCUGCCUCAACGCAGCAGAGGAAUCCUGUGCCUGGCCAGCAGCAGUUCCCCCGAUGCCGUUGAUAGUCAAGCCCGUCGUGCUGGACGCUUUGGUCAUGAAGUGAGCAUAGAGAUGUCCACGGAGGAACAACGUCGCCAAUUCUUUGCUGCACUCUGGAGGGAUGAGCAACCGCAGUCAGAGCAUCUGACGCCGACAUUGUUGGACUACGUCGCCCAACACACGCAGGGCUAUGUUGUGGGCGAUCUCACGUUGCUUUUACGCCAGCUGCAACAGAAGAUGCUGAGUCGCAGUUCAUCCUCUGAUGAUUUCGAGUCCCUUCUCCGCCAGACGCUGCUGCAGUGCCAACCAAGCGCCUCCCGCUCCACCGAUGUGCGCGUCCUGAAGAUGACAACAGGAUUUGAGAUGAUUGGUGGCAUGGAGUCACUGAAGCGCACGUUGCAAGUGGCCGUUUUGGCUGCACUGCAGCAUAGUGAGGCGCAUGCACGUUUCGGCUUGAGUCUGCCCCGAGGUGUGCUGCUUUAUGGACCACCUGGCUGUGCCAAGACGACCAUUGCCAAGUGCCUGGCCAAGGAGGCACACAUGACAUUCAUUGCCACAUCCGCAGCUGAGGUUUAUUCCCCUUACGUCGGCUGUGCCGAGCGCUUUAUAACACAGAUCUUCAAUACAGCGCGGAAGAACGCACCUUGUCUGAUAUUUCUGGACGAGAUUGACUCGCUUGUGGGUCGUCGUACAGUUGGCAAUGGCACCGGAGGCGGUAGCAGUGUCCAGCUGCGUAUACUCUCCACUUUGCUCACCGAGAUGGAUGGCAUUGUCAGUGCUGGAGGACAACAACAACACAUACUCGUCGUGGCGGCCACCAAUCGUCCAGAUAUGAUUGAUGAUGCUCUCCUACGUCCUGGUCGCUUUGAUAAACUUAUACAUGUGCCUGUACCGGACUUGAAAUCCCGCCUGGCACUGUUGCAACUUCAUGGCACUCGGAUGCCCUUCGAUGUCAAUCUGCAGCUGGAGAAGAUCGCCGAACGCACUGAACGCUUCUCUGGCGCCGAUCUCUGCAACUUGUGCAACGAAGCAGCCAUUGAGGCUUUCCAACGUGACUUCAAUGCUAGCCAGAUUGAGUUGCAGGACUUUGACACGGUCCUGGCCAGACUAAAGUCAUCUUUAAGCCAAAACCAAAUUGACAGCUACUAUAAAUUUGCCUCAAGAUAUUUGUAAGACUUAAUGUUAGUCUUUAGACACAUUGAAACAGACAGAAGGAGGCAUCUCCGACCCUAUAAAGUAUUUAAGUUCUUGGUAUAUUUUUAUAAAUUACCUCAUCAAAAUUUUACUCUGUUUUUCCGAGGAAACAUGGGAAAAAGGUUUCUAAAAAAUUUUUUCUAAAAUGGAUUGGAAAUUUUUGUAAAUUAACAAAAUUGGGAU